Messenger RNA from Pterocles gutturalis (yellow-throated sandgrouse), 2382 nucleotides. RefSeq names its product GTP binding protein 1 (gene GTPBP1). Bases 5 to 1813 code for a protein of 602 amino acids. Gene Ontology annotation, molecular function: GTP binding; translation elongation factor activity; GTPase activity. Gene Ontology annotation, biological process: translational elongation. The transcript is spliced from 11 exons. The record is from RefSeq and is a predicted model, not a curated record. Lineage: Eukaryota; Metazoa; Chordata; Aves; Pterocliformes; Pteroclidae.
GGUGAUGGUGAGUCCAACUUCAGAGCAGUAUGACAGUUUGCUCCGGCAGAUGUCAGAGAGAAUUGAUGAGGGAUGUGGGGAGACCAUCUAUGUCAUUGGUCAAGGAUCAGAUGGGACUGAAUAUGGUCUGAGCGAGGCAGACAUGGAAGCAUCCUAUGCCACGUUGAAGAGCAUGGCAGAGCAGAUCGAGGCAGAUGUGAUCCUCCUGCGGGAGCACCAGGAGGCAGGGGGCAAGGUGCGCGACUACCUUGUUCGGAAACGUGUGGGUGACAACGACUUCCUGGAGGUCAGGGUAGCAGUGGUUGGCAACGUGGAUGCAGGAAAGAGCACAUUGCUAGGUGUCUUGACACAUGGCGAGCUAGACAAUGGCCGAGGCUUUGCUCGGCAAAAGCUCUUCCGCCAUAAGCAUGAGAUUGAGUCAGGCCGCACCAGCAGCGUGGGCAAUGACAUUCUGGGCUUCGACAGUGAGGGCAACGUGGUGAACAAGCCUGACAGCCAUGGUGGCAGCUUGGAAUGGACAAAGAUCUGUGAGAAAUCCACCAAGGUCAUUACUUUCAUUGACCUUGCUGGUCAUGAAAAGUACCUGAAAACCACCGUCUUUGGCAUGACCGGCCAUUUACCUGACUUCUGCAUGCUUAUGGUUGGCAGUAAUGCUGGGAUUGUUGGAAUGACCAAGGAGCACUUGGGCCUGGCGCUUGCACUGAACGUUCCCGUCUUUGUUGUGGUGACCAAGAUCGACAUGUGCCCUGCCAACAUCCUGCAAGAAACCCUGAAGCUGUUACAGCGACUGCUGAAGUCCCCAGGGUGCAGGAAGAUUCCCGUGCUGGUUCAGAGCAAGGAUGAUGUCAUUGUAACAGCCUCCAACUUCAGCUCAGAGAGGAUGUGCCCAAUUUUCCAGAUAUCGAAUGUCACUGGGGAGAACCUGGAUUUGCUGAAGAUGUUUCUUAAUCUCUUGUCUCCACGGACCAGUUACAGAGAAGAAGAGCCAGCAGAAUUCCAGAUAGAUGAUACUUACUCUGUCCCGGGUGUAGGAACAGUUGUAUCUGGGACGACACUGAGAGGCCUAAUCAAGCUAAAUGACACCCUGCUGCUGGGGCCAGAUCCCCUUGGCAACUUCCUACCUAUUGCUGUCAAGUCCAUCCACCGCAAGAGAAUGCCCGUCAAAGAAGUGCGGGGAGGCCAGACUGCCUCCUUUGCUUUGAAAAAGAUCAAGCGUUCUUCCAUCCGUAAAGGCAUGGUAAUGGUGUCACCCCGCCUGAAUCCACAAGCAUCGUGGGAGUUUGAAGCAGAGAUUCUGGUGCUUCAUCAUCCCACCACCAUCAGCCCACGGUAUCAGGCCAUGGUGCAUUGUGGCAGUAUACGUCAGACGGCCACGAUUCUCAGCAUGGACAAGGACUGCCUGCGGACGGGGGACAAAGCCACGGUGCACUUUCGCUUCAUCAAAACCCCGGAAUAUUUGCAUAUAGAUCAGCGGCUGGUCUUCCGGGAAGGCCGCACCAAAGCUGUGGGUACCAUCACUAAGUUACUCCAGACCACCAAUAACUCACCGAUGAACUCCAAGCCACAGCAGAUCAAGAUGCAGUCAACCAAGAAGGGAGCCGUUACGAAACGAGAGGAUGGUGUUCCCCCAGCUGGGAUGGCAGCUGGGGGCCCACCAGUUGGGGACGAGGCCCCCUCAACAGCCGCAGCGCCACCGACACCUACUGCUCUGCAACCAUUGUCAAAAGUCGGAGGAGGAGGCCGGCGACGUGGUGGUCAGCGCCAUAAAGUGAAGUCUCAGGGAGCCUGUGUGACUCCUGCCAGUGGCUGCUGAAUUUCUUACUCCUCCUCCCUCUGAGGAAUUCCUCCCCUUCCCUUCAUUUCUUAUCCAAAAGAUCCAGAGCAGCUUAAACCAAAACCCAUCCCAGCUGACUGGCUGCAGAAGAAUCGUCCCUCCUCCCCGAAGCAAGGGAGAGGAGCAUAAUUUAUAAGCUAAUGAAGGUGAUAAGACACACAGAACUGAGCAACUGACACCUUCCUCCUCCCCCUGUUGACACAUUUUUGUACACCAUGGGUUUAGUUUUUAUUCUUACUAGGUUUUAUUAUAUUUUGUGUGCAUGAAGAUGAGAGUCUGGAUAGAACUGAGAAGAGCCAGUUAGCUGCCUCCCUCCUCCCUCACCCCAUUUUUCCACAGGACUUGCUGCUCUCCUCCUGUGUGGUGUCUCAGAUCCAGGGGUUAUCAAAUGCCUGAAAUUUCAGACUGGCAAAGGUUAAAACACGUUGCUUAGGACAGCUGCGUAGGGCAUUGUUUCCUCACCACUGUGGCCCCAUGCCAAAUAUGUUUCUGGAUUCCCUCAAUCUUAAACUAUUUCUAAGUGGGUUUAAUUUAAUGUUGUAGUGACU